This is a messenger RNA of Glycine soja, 3427 nucleotides long. Its product is annotated as stress response protein nst1-like. The transcript has 4 exons. NCBI's taxonomy places the organism in Eukaryota, Viridiplantae, Streptophyta, Magnoliopsida, Fabales, Fabaceae. Bases 381 to 3020 code for a protein of 879 amino acids. The record is from RefSeq and is a predicted model, not a curated record.
UCUCUCUCUCUGUCUCUCUCUUCUUUUCUUCUUAUCUUGUUUUUCUCUCUUCUCGCGCAUUGUUUCUCUCUCUUAAACAGACCGAACAACCCGCGACGGAGGCUCCGACCCGAAUCGGACGAGUCGACUCCAGCUCCGAACACUUUCAGGUGCUUGUGCGCCAAUCGCAUUUCGCUCCCAUUUUCGCCGAUUUUUCUUCUUCUCGUUUUAGCCAUUGACGCCGAAUCUGUUUGAGAUUUUAGGGUUCUGAAGUUUCUGCGUCUGACUCUGGUGGAUAUAUAUUUGGAGGAGGGGGGGUAAGGUACAGGAUUAGGGUUUUCUGGGAGGGAAAAAAGAUAGGAUAUAUUUGGGACUGGAAAGAGGGUUAGGGUUAGAGGAUAAUGUGUAUACUGUGUGUGAUUCAGAAGUGGUCUCGCCGGGUUGCUACAAUGCUGCCUUGGUUGGUUAUUCCGUUAAUUGGUCUCUGGGCGCUCUCUCAGCUUCUGCCGCCCGCUUUUCGAUUCGAGAUUACUUCGCCUCGUCUUGCUUGUGUCUUUGUCUUGUUGGUUACUCUCUUUUGGUAUGAGAUUUUGAUGCCUUGGCUGUCAGCUUGGCGUGUGCGGAGGAAUGCUAGGAUUAGGGAGAGGAAGAGGUUUGAGGCCAUAGAAAUGCAGAAGUUGAGGAAGACAGCUACGAGGCGGUGCCGCAACUGCUUGAGUCCCUAUAGGGAUCAGAACCCUGGUGGGGGUAGGUUUAUGUGUUUUAACUGUGGCCAUGUAUCUAAGAGACCGGUUCUAGACUUGCCUGUGCCGCCGGGGUUGGGGAUUUCUAAUUCCAGUAUAGUUAAGGACUUGGUUGGAAAAGGUGGCAAAAUAUUGAAUAGCAAGGUUUGGUCUGAAAAUGGAUGGAUGUGCGGUCAGGACUGGUUGGAGAAUGGAAAUUGGGUUGGUGGGUCUGUUCCAGGUAAUCCUAGCAACUGGAGGACGAGUGAGAAUGCUGGUGUUUUUGGAGGAGAUGAGCAUUGUUUGACGGAGAGGUCUUAUUGUGGUCUUUUGUUUUUGGUUUGCAAGCUUUUGACAUCUUUCUUCAAGAGCAUUAGAUGGCUCUGGGGAAAGGCUUUUACAGUUAGUUCAAGGGAAGAAUGCCCUUCUGAUGCUGAGGCACUCUUAGCUAAAAGGGGUGAAAAUGAGGCAAGCCUCAAUGAAAGUAGAGGGGAAAAAGCACGUAGGAAAGCUGAGGAGAAAAGGCAGGCUAGGCUAGAGAAAGAACUAUUGGAGGAGGAAGAGAGAAAACAGAGGGAGGAGGUUUCAAGGUUAGUGGAGGAGCGUAGGAAACUGAGAGAUGAAAAAGUGGAAGCUGAAAAAGAUCACAGCAGAUCAUCAAAUCUCAGUAAGGAGAAGGACCGUCAGAAGGAAGCUGAAAAGAAGCGUCAGGAAAAAAGAAAAGAGAAAGAUAAGGGGUCUAGUAAGAGCAACUCUGAUGUUGAAGAAUUGGAAAGAAGAGCUGGCAAGGAAAGUGAACGGAAGCGGGAUUUCGACAAAAAGAGUGAAAUGGAUCGUAGGGAGCAUCAGAAAUCUGGGUUAGAGAGUGGCAAGGGACAGAAUACCAACAAUGCACAAAAUAAAAAUGUCACUGCAAACAAUUAUAACCGAGGAGGUACUGGAACAAGGUAUCUUGACCGCAUGCGGGGCACAAUUUUGUCCUCUUCAAAAGCAUUUGGUUUUGGUAGGGGUAUUAAUGUUCCUAGCACUGUGGUGAAAGAAAACAAGUUUAAUAGUUCUGUAGAUCAUGUUCAUAGCAGGAGAGAAAUAUGUCCUCCUGAGCGUCCAGCUGCAAAAUCCAAUGUAAAUGGAGAUGAUAGGAAUAUCAAUCACCCUGUACUCCCUGAACCACAACCAUGGACAGCAGCACCUAAAAAGUCAUGGCAGCAAUUAUUUACUCGAUCUUCACCUGCUCCUCAAUCUUCAAAUUCAAAUGUAAUAUGCAGGCCAAAUUCCAAAAUUCAAGCAGAAGUCAAAAGCCCUCAGUUGUCUGCCCAGUCACCAGUUACACAGUCAUUUACUAAUCCUAUUCAGUUUGGUCUUCCAUCACCAUUUAAUAUUUCCACUCAUGCAAGUGGACCAACCAGUAGUAGUCUAGGUUUUUCUCCUGCUAUUGAACCAUUUUUUCCUCCAGUUGGAAAUACAUCACAUGACUUUAGACAAGAUGAGCAAGAGCUUUUUGAAGAUCCCUGUUAUGUUCCAGAUCCAGUAUCCUUGCUUGGGCCUGUUUCUGAGUCACUUGAUAAUUUUCAGUUGGACUUGGGAAUUGGCUUUGGAACAGACAAUGAAAUGACAAAACCUCACUCUUUGAAAAGCAUAUCUGCUGGUUCUGAUGUUAAUAAGCCAUCUCUGAUUGAAUCCCCAUCAUCCCGAGAAAAGCAUAGCUGUUCUAAUUGGUUUCCAAGUACCCCGAAUGGCCAAGACAAGCAUGGUUUUCCUCUGGAUGAUGCAGCUGCAAAUGAGAAGGGAACAUGGCAGAUGUGGAGUACUUCUCCACUUGGGCAAGAAGGUUUAGGUUUAGUUGGUGGCGCAGGAAGCUGGCUGUUAUCCUCACAAAGGAACAUACCAAACAAGGAUGAUUUUGUGCUUUCUUCAUCUCAGAAGACUAUGGCUUCUCUUUUUAACAAAGAAGAUAACAUAAUUUCCAGUACCCAUUCUCCACAAAAUGUUUUUCUUCCUAAUGGCCAAAGUGGUGAGAACUUCAGCCCUGUUACAGGUUCAAGUGGUUAUGAUCCUUGGUUACAAAGUGCUCUCUUCCCACCAUUGUCAGGUGGCCCUUCAGCUCAGGAGGGAGCCACUCAAAAUGAAACUAUAUAUGGUAGCCCAAGUGGAUCUGCUAGUAGCCAUGGGCUUGAUGGUUCUCCAGCUAACUGUUGGUCCAAAAAGGAAUGGCCUGUACAUGGUUCUGUGGAAAGCAUUGGAAAGUCUGCUGUUUCAAGGCCUUAUAGUGGAGGUCUACACCCAACCUCCGAUGUACAGUCGUUUUGGUCUUUUGAUUAAAAAAGAUGAUAGUGACAGACAGGUUAUGAUGAGGAACUUGAUCUAAAAACAAACAACUGUUCUCUUGAGGCAAAUAGCCUCCUUUGGGGGAAGAGUUUAGAAUACUGAAUCCGCCCAUUGUAUCUUCUUCCUUUCUUCUUUUGUGAAGGAAGAUUUGAUGUUUACUUAACGUUAGCGUCACAAUAGGAAUACAUGUUGUUGGAUGCAUUCUGAGCAAGGCAACAACAAACAAAGAGAGGUGCCCCCAUUUUGUCCUUUGGAGAAUGGUGCUUCACAUUCCCACUUGUGUCAUGAUGAUGUCUUAAUGAGAAAUGAACUGAUACUAACUUACAUGACCCGCUGCCAAUGGAAUAUAGUCGUGUUUCUGUAACGUCUCAUUAUUAUGAAUCCAGCUGCAUCUUUAAUCA